Molecule: messenger RNA, 3889 nt
Organism: Ruditapes philippinarum (Manila clam)
Lineage: Eukaryota; Metazoa; Mollusca; Bivalvia; Venerida; Veneridae
Product: A-kinase anchor protein 1, mitochondrial-like
Exons: 8
Coding region: 238-2346 (702 amino acids)
Molecular function (GO): RNA binding
Source: RefSeq, a predicted model, not a curated record
UCGUGAAAUCUCGUGAAAUUCGACAUUGGAGAUAGUCGAAAUUUACACCACGUGUGGAAAAAGAUCGAUUAAAACAUACUCUUGCAUGCCAAUCUCAGGUAUUGACAUCCCCAAAAGAAGCACCAUAUUUAGUUGAAUCUCAAUUUGCAUUAAAUACUGUGCAGUGUGACUAAAUUUAUACAGAAAGCAGUGGUUAUCACCCUUGGAGUUGUGUAUGGUGACCACUGACCAAGAAGAAUGUCCAACAUUAAAACCAUCAUAACAUUUGCUGUACCAGCUGUGACAGCUUUGCUUGGUCUACUGUGGUACUUCAGAAGAAAGCCUCCAGCUGCUAGAAGAUAUGUCGACCCACCAGAUAAAAAGAAAGUGUCGCCAGAGAAUGACAAAUCUACUUCAGAUAAGAGCAAAGUUACAAAUAACCUUUCAAAAUUUGAUGUUUCGAAUGGCCAGGCUGGAAAGGGAAGCUCAAAUACUCGUGAAAAUCCAUCAUCAAGUAACAGUCUAGAAAAGACAGAUCAUCAUUUAAAUAUUAAAGGUGAUAAUAAACCAUCAAACACAGCUGCAUCAGACAUAAAUGCAGAAUCUACUGUAAGUGGUUGUGGAGAUGCUAGGAAUAUCCUGGAGUUUCCUGUAGAGAAUUUUAUUCAGGAGUCCGUCAUCAAACCAUCUUUGGCAGAAGUACGCAGUUCUACUAAAAAAUUCCAAGUUGAUGUAAACAUUAAUGAUGAAUCAAAGGUUUCAGAGACUGCUAAAACCCCUCUACAGCUUGUUGAAGAAUCCAUUAUUUCACCAAGUAAAAUUGAAAAUGUUCAUGGUGCCCCUGAUUCUUCUAGUCCAAAUCCAGAACAUGCCAAUACAGCUGAAAUGUCUCCAAAAGUAACAGAUAAAAAUGACAUAUCUAGUUUGUCUCAAGAUGCUACAAAAAAUGUCUCUAAUAAUUGUAAUGUGAAUUAUAACAAAACAGAAAAUAGUAUGUUGAAAGAAGUAGAUAAUGAUUUGAACUCUAAAGAAAAUGUGUUAACAAGUUUAAACACUGAAGAUCAAAAUAUCGGAGAAUGUUCAUCAUUAUCACGAUCAUGGCAUGAAGACAUACCAGAAAAUAUGGAUGAUCUCGAGAAUAACCUGUCAAUAGAUUUAUCACCAGAAAAUGGCCAUAGUGUACAAAAAACAAAUUUAGAAAACACCAGUACAAAGUUGAAUAAAACUGAAAGUUCAAAAAGUUCUGAUGAAGUUCAAGACUCAAAUAAUCAGAACUCAGUUUUAGACUCGAAACAAAAUAACCAGUCUGGUAAAUUGCCAUUGGAUCAAAUUUCAAAUACUGGUUUACAAAUUGACAAAACUACUGAAAAUAAUCAAUCAGAUUCUUCAUCAAACUGUGAUAAUCUAAGUGAGGCCUCUAACGACAGCGGUAAAGGUGGAUCAGUCCAGGAGAAUACAGGAACGUCACCACCGAAUGAUGAUAGGUUGUUUGAGUUUAACAUACCAUCAGAUAUGUGCGGGUUGUUUAUUGGUACACGAGGGAAGACUAUUAAAAUGAUCAGUCAACAAUCUGGGACAAAGAUACGUUUACAGAACAAUCCUUAUACCCGAGACUUCCAGAUUUGUGUUAUUGAAGGUCCCCAGAGUUCCAUUGACACAGCAUGUAGUAUUAUAAAAAGAAAAUUUCCUACCAUCAAGUACCCUGGUAUGGACAUGCAACCAGCUGUCAACCCAGUCAUCAUGCCAGAAAUCAUGCAGCUAAGUUUGCCAGAGGGCGUGUCAGUGGACGUUGUUGUGUCCAGUAUAGUGGAUGCAGGUCGCAUAUUUGUACAACAGCCAACUCAUCCAUCUUACCCAUCUCUAGAUAGACUUAAUACGUUCAUGAGUCAAUGCUACAUGCAAGAGGGCAGCGUUCCAGAUAUUCCUCGCCCCAUAGAAGCGGGAGUAAUUUGUGCAGCACCAAUGUUGAAUGGCUGGUAUCGCGCCCAGAUAAUGGCAUCUCAUGAGGCGGAGGGUGUCGAUGAGUGCGACAUCAAGUAUGUUGACUAUGGAGGAUAUAGUCGUGUAUCAAGCUUAUUAUUGAAACAGAUCCGAAGUGACUUUAUGACACUUCCUUUCGAGGCCAUAGAAUGCUAUCUUGCAAAUAUUACGCCAUUGGAUAAUGAGCAGUAUUUCAGUGCUGAGGCUGCUGUUGUAUUAGAGGAACUUACACAAGGAAAAUUACUCCAGGGACAGGUUGUUGGUCGAGCUGAAGAUGGAAUACCUUAUGUACAUGUUUACCAGAUUACUGGAGCUAAUUCUGCAUUGUUAGUGAACAGAGAAAUAGUAAAUAGAGGUGUGGUCAGGUGGGCUGAAUUGAUGGAAUAAAUUCACAAUGGCAACAUUACUUCAAGAGGAUGGAAUCUUUCUGGGAAACUUAAUUACAUCUGGGAUAAAUCAUGGAGCAAGAAAUUGGUUUACAGUGUCAAAAUAGUCAUCUUUUCAUUCACCAAUCAUGGACCAGGAACGCUUUCAUCUCUUUUUGUAAAGAGUUAACCAUUUAAUAUAUUAUUAUUGGAAUUGUGUUGUGCAUUUGUUACACACCCUGAAGGAUGAAACUUUGAUAUUUGUAAAUGAAUCGCUGAUCUGUUUGUGCAUAUGUUCUCAUUUAUGGACAGUAAUGUCAUCUUAACUUUCAUUGUUCAUCGAGUCAUGAAAAAUAUAUUUCUGUUUUUGCUGAAAGUUAUGUCCUUUUAAUUAUAUUUUCUUUAGAAGUCUUAUAUUGUAUGUUUUUGGUUUUUUUACUGAGGAAUUUUAGAGAAAUUUUGAACAAUUUCUGAACAAUACAAACCAUACCUUUAACUUUUUACCUAUAAACCCCCUUACUGUUAUAUCAAUGUUUUUAAUGUUAGUUCCUCAGUUCAAGCAUAUGUUGGCAAAUCAUGACAAACAAUGUCAUAAUUGUCCAAAGUUGUCAGACAAAUCUCAACCUUUAUAACUACGUAUUUUUUUAUUCGUAAGAUCUCAUGAUGGAAUCUUUUCUGCAUUGCAUAUGGUUGUACAAUAGGCUAAAUCAGUCAACAAAACUUUAAGAGGGAUUGCAUUUUAGUUUUUAGUUUUAAAAAAACAAGCAAAAUCUUCCCCCUCAAAAUGUUAAGAUGUCCUGUAUUGACCAGCUGUUCACAUUUGAAAAGUUGUGUUUUGUUUUGUUUUUAUAUUGAUGGUGAUUAAUUUGUAAAAGUGGCAAAAAUUGCCCAACAAGAAUGAGUUUCAGGGGUGUCAAUUUAUGUUUUAUCAAUUCAGAAAAUUAUGUUAAGUGAUUUUUUUGUCAUUGAGUUAGAAACUUGUUGUUUUGAGUAAUUAUUUGUUUGAUUUCCAUUCCCUUGAAAGAAUGUUUUAUAAUUUGUACAUGUGACAGUGUGUGAUAAAAGUUUGAGUGUAACAUGCAUGCUUCUAGACGGGUGUUUAUAAUACAAGUGUUUAUGAAAUAUAUAGAUGUAUUUUAACAGUGUGAUAUAAAGCAUUGUUUUACAUGGAUUAGUUAGAUAAGGCAGUGAGUGUAUGGUUGAACUAAAACCUGUUAUAGGCUAAAAAUUGUAUGUAAAGAGAUAAAAACCAUCUUGUUAGAAGUUAAAAAUUUAUGUCAAAGUCAAAAACCAUAAUUAUGUCAAGUUGAACUAAUGUUUGUCAAAGUGCAAAAACCAUAGGUUGUAGUUUUAAAAUAUAUAGAUUAACAAUUUGUUAUUUUAUUUGAUAACAGAAAAGCUUAAUGAUAUUAUAUGAUAUUGACAUUUUGACUGUGGUUUACAUAUUUUCUCGACAUGUUGAUAAGGUUUUCUAGUUUAACCCCAACCAUGCAGUAUAUCUCAAAUGGACUUGUCCAUCUUUCAAUCUGGACACAAUCAUUUCAUCAUAUUUAGUAGGGAUGUCA